Messenger RNA from Branchiostoma floridae (Florida lancelet), 1401 nucleotides. RefSeq lists its product as uncharacterized. Lineage: Eukaryota; Metazoa; Chordata; Leptocardii; Amphioxiformes; Branchiostomatidae. The coding region runs from base 611 to 1015 and encodes 134 amino acids. The transcript has 2 exons. The record is from RefSeq and is a predicted model, not a curated record.
UCACACGCCGCACGAAUUACAUGAAAGCAAAGUUCACCAGCACAUCAAUGAGCAAUGUUUCUGUAGCAUGGUGGCAAACAACGUAGGAUCGUAAUUGGUCGGCAGAUGUUGAAGACGAGCAUCUAUACAGCUGUUCCUUGUUCCCACGGCAGUCUCUUCUGCAAACAAAUAGAAGGAUAGUGACGUGCAGCAGUACAAAGUGUUGUAGACCUCUUCUGUGAUAUUGGCAAACAGAACAUGCUGAUGGUACAGGAGCAGAUGUUAAAGACUUGAUGAUUUACCACGGGUACAUACGUGUAAAUGUCAGACACGGGACUGGUUGUCUCAGUACGCCGUAGUUGCUCUCACAACUGCCUCAUCGUCGCGAUAGCUCAAAGGAACGCUGAGAGGAGCGAGUCUGCGAGGGAAGGGCCCUGGAGGACGCUUCGUCGGAGAUGUUGACGGAAACCAAUUAUACUGCCGUUCUCUUGGGGGGAAAUCCACGCCGAACUGACACACGGUUAGUCAUGCCGUAUCCGGUCAUUCGUGUACAAAUUGUUAAGCUGCGUGCAGCCUACACAUCCAAAUAAGAUUCUACGUUUGAGACUGUGAGACUGUUUUGCUCGAAGAGAUGGGUGCCGUCUCAGGCUGCUUGUCCGCCGGAUCUUCCAACCAGAUCCUCCCGAAGAAGAAGAACGAUGAGGGCAUCUACGACACGAGGAGACUUCUCUCCGAGCUGAUCACGGUUCAGACGGCCAUCGUCUUCACGGACGCCGGGUCCCAAGACGGGAGCGGGGAAGGAAAGGACUCCCUCGCAUACACCUUACGGAGCAUCGCCGAGCUGAGCGGGCGGAUCGGACGGAACAACCCCGGCGGGAAGAUGAACGUGAAGGACCAAGGAGCGCUGCCGGGCAUCACGGAGGCGCCGAGCACGCUCAGUCAUAGCUCCGGGCAGUCGCAGCGGUUCGAGGUGCGGCAGGAACACAACAUCAACCCCUCCGGGACUGUGUCCGUGGUCUCCAUACAGAGUAGGUAAAAACAUUUCUGAAGCAGACAGCACGCCUUCCUGAUGUCCAUGUCGCACAUUGACAUUUUCGGCAGUAAAAACAAAAACAAACGCCGGUGUCGUCUCGACCAUUGUGCGAUUUCAAGAGAUAUUAUUAAGUUCGCCACGAACACAACAUCAACCCCUCUGGGACUGUGUCCGUGGUCUCCAUCCAGAGUAGGUAAAAUGAAACGCUUCUGACGGCUAGAGGAAGAAGACAGUACGCCUUCUUGAUCGAUGCCUCUGUUACACAGUACAAAAAGUCGGUCGAACGACAAGUCUGCGAGCACUAAAUGUGACAUUUCGACUGUAAAACAAAACGCCGAUGUCCUUUCGACCAUCGUGCAAGUUAGCCAAGAACACAGCAUCAACCCCUC